AUGGGGAUGGAAGGAGAGGGAGGGGGUAGAGAGGAUACAGGAGAGAUAUUUAAGAUAGGCCUGAGGGAGACCCAGGCACAGACCGCCAAACGCGGCCAAACUAGGCCACCAAGAUGGAGCCUUAAACAGCUAGACGAGGACCUGCUGGAAGCGGCGGUCCUGGCCGGAUCCUGGACCACAACCAGCGCGGAGGACCCAGAAGGACGAACGGCCGAAACGCAGAAUAUACUGGUCCGAGCAUGCGACACGGCAAUGCUCAGAGCCACACAACGACCCAGAAAGACGGUGUACUGGUGGAGUGACUCCAUUGCGUCAUUGAGAGGCGCUGCCAUGCGGGCCAGAAGAGAGAUCAAGAGGGCGAGAAGACGCCAAAGAGACCUCGAAGAGGCCUCCACCCGAGGAGGCCAGGAUAGCUGA
Messenger RNA from Trachymyrmex cornetzi, 417 nucleotides. RefSeq lists its product as uncharacterized. Bases 1 to 417 code for a protein of 138 amino acids. NCBI's taxonomy places the organism in Eukaryota, Metazoa, Arthropoda, Insecta, Hymenoptera, Formicidae. The record is from RefSeq and is a predicted model, not a curated record. The transcript is spliced from 2 exons.